Messenger RNA from Tauraco erythrolophus (red-crested turaco), 2838 nucleotides. NCBI's taxonomy places the organism in Eukaryota, Metazoa, Chordata, Aves, Musophagiformes, Musophagidae. The record is from RefSeq and is a predicted model, not a curated record.
AUGGGAGCGAAAAAGAAGCUUCUACAAAUCAAGGAGGCCUUUCAGCUGGCGCAGAAGCCUCACCAGAACCAGGCGAAACUUGUCGUGGCUUUGAAGAGCACCUACAAUCAGUUGGAAGAUAAGGAAGACUUUCAUGAAAAAUUUAUUCAUUUUCUCAAGUAUGCUAUGAUAAUCUACAGACGCGAACCAGCAGUGGAACAAGUGAUCAAUUUUGUGGCUAAAUUUGUUACUUCGUUUUAUCAAAUGGAGCAAGGGGAUGGCAGUGAGGCAGGAGACGAUGAUACUUUUCUUCUGAAUUACGUGUUUAACUUUCUGCUUGAGUCUCACAAUGCGAACAGCCAUGCAGUUAGGUUUCGAACAUGCCAACUUGUUAAUAAGAUUUUGGGAAACAUGCCAGAGAAUGCCCAGAUUGAUGAUGAAUUAUUUGAUAAAAUUAAUGAAGCUAUGCUGAUUAGACUUAAAGAUAAAUUUUCGAAUGUGAGAAUUCAAGCUGUCUUGGCCCUGUCGAGACUUCAAGAUCCUAAGGAUGAAAACUGUCCUGUUGUUAAUAUUUACAACAAUUUGCUUGAAAAUGAUUCAAAUUCAGAAGUGAGGCGUGCAGUUCUGUCAUGUAUUGCUCCAUCAGCAAGGACUUUGCCAAAAAUUGUAGGCCGCACUAUGGAUGUAAAGGAAGCUGUCAGGAAGCUGGCAUAUGAGGUUUUGGCAGAGAAAGUUCACAUGAGAGCUCUUUCAAUAGCGCAGAGAGUAAAAUUGUUGCAACAAGGACUUAAUGACAGAUCUGAUGCUGUUAAGGAGGUAAUGAAGAAGAAGCUGCUUCAAGCCUGGUUACGAUUGACCGAAGGGGAUGUUUUGGAAUUCCUUCAUCGACUGGAUGUGGAAAACUGCCCAGAAGUGGCCAUCCUAGUACUAAAUGCUAUAUUUUCAUUAUCUCCACUUUAUGACUUUGUUCAGAACUGUAAACACCUUGACUGCAGAAAACUGAUUCCACUGGAGGAUUUAACAGCUGAGAAUGUGUUAUAUUGGAGAUGUCUUUGUGAAUAUCUGAAAUCAAAAGGUGAAGAAGGUGAAGAUUUACUAGAGCAGAUGUUACCAGAACCUGCUAUAUAUGCAGAUUAUUUACUAAGUUACUUUCAAAAUAUGCCAAUUCUUAGUGAGGAACAAAGAGAAGACUUUGCUUGUUUUGAAAACCUGAUGACAAAAGAAUUUAUAGGCCAGCAACUGAUCCUUAUCAUAGGCUGCAUGGACACCAUGGAAGAGGGAGGAAGAAAGCAUCUGUUAGCUACUUUACAAAAGAUUCUCAUACUACCUGCAACUUCAACAGCCCUUAUAUCUCCGCUUAUGGAAAGAUUACUCAGUAUCAUUACAGAUGAUGACAAAAGAAUUCAAAUUAUUGCAGAAAUUAUAUCGGAAGUUCGUGAGCCAAUUGUUACAGUCGACCAGCCUGUUGAUGCGGCUGAAAUAAGAAAGCAGGAGCUUAAGUUGGCUGAAAUAAAAGUGAAACUUUUUGAAGCAAAAGCUGCUUUGGAAGAAUGCAUUACUUUGCAGGAUUUUAAUAAAGCAUCAGUAUUAAAAGAGAAAAUAAUUGAGUUGGAACACAGUAAAAAUGAUCUGAUUAAAGAAGCAGAGCAACCUGAAAUUAAAGAAAUGCGUGUGGAAAAGAAUGAUCCUGAAACACUGUUGAAGUGUCUGACGAUGUGUUAUGAGCUUCUGAAGAUCAUGUCCCUUUCUAAAGGAAUUGAUCCAACCAUUAACGAAAUCAUUGAAUCUCUGAUACUGCCUGGCGUAACUAAUGUCCAUCCAGCUGUGAGAAAUAUGGCAGUUCUGUGUUUGGGUUGCUGUGCCCUUCAGAACAAAGAAUUUGCCCGACAACAGCUGGCAUUGCUUUUACAGGUUUUGCAAAUAGAUAAUAUAAAGGUAAAGCUCAGUGCUUUAAAGGGAAUCUUUGAUCAGCUAAUGCUGUUUGGGAUUGAGCCAUUUAAAGCCAGAAGAGGCAAUGACUCUCAAAGAGAAGAUGCACACAGUAGAACUGAAAAUUGUGAGGAAGAAAGUGAAACCAUUGAGGAGGAAGAGGAGGCUGCUACAGUUCACAGCCUCCUGCAGCUUCUUUCUGGUUUCUUAGACAGUGAGUUUUCAGAACUUAGGACAGAAGCUGCAGAAGGCAUAGCCAAACUGAUGUUCUCUGGGAGGCUGAUUAGUGCCAAGCUUCUUUCUCGUCUUAUUUUGUUGUGGUAUAAUCCUGUGACUGAAGAGGACACUCGGCUUAGACACUGCCUAGGAGUCUUCUUCCCUUUAUUUGCUUAUGCAAAUAGGUCUAACCAGGAAUGCUUCGAAGAAGCUUAUCUUCCAACUCUGCAAACACUGUUAAAUGCUCCUGCAACUUCGCCCUUGGCUGAAAUAGAUAUUAGUAAUGUUUCUGAACUGUUAGUGGACCUGACCAGACCAAGUGCACUGAAACCUCAGUCUAAAAAUUCUCAGGACUAUCAGGACUUAACAGUGCAUGAUAGUUUAGCCAUGAAAAUUUGCAAUGAAAUCUUGAUGGACCCAACUGCACCAGAUGUUCGUAUUUAUGCAAAAGCUUUAAAUGCACUAGAGCUCAGUUCCUCUUCCACAGAGAAUCUUCUGGUUCUGCUCGAUGAGAUUUUAGAGAAAGUGAAAGAUAAACUGUGUCAAAGAGCUAUUGAGAAGAUCAAGAUGAACUUAACCAAAGGUCCUAAUGUGGGCAGAGACCGCUCUGAAAGGACUGAGGAAACAGGCCUCUCUGAAAGGACACAGGAAACUGACAUCACAUUAUCUGAAAAUAAUAUUCAAAAUGAAGAAGGUAAUUCAGGAGAGGUGUAG